CUGCUACAGUGUAUUGUAACAUACAAUACACGUGUCUGUCCUCAGUGAAGUGUCUCUUCACGCUGGAGGAGGAGUCCCGCUCAUCAGCGCUCACACUUUAUUGAUAUAUAUGGAGAAAAUCAAAAUGCUGCUUUCUGAUUUGUCACUGAUUGUGUUUGAUGAUUUCCUCUGUUGUGUCUAAUAAGGGAACAGUGAGUGUCAUUGGCAGCUGUGAGUCUCUCUCUCUCUUUAGGGGGCUGACAGGAGCCAGUUUCUUCAGUGUGUUUGAGGAGCAGACGAGAAACUUGUGCUGACAGAGUCAAACGGUCUGAUGAGCAGAAGAAGAUGGAGGAAUGUCUGACAUUUGUUUUAUUCUGUUUCAUAUCAACUCUAACCACAUCUGAUUCUGUGAGGUUGGUUAGUGGUCACAGUCCCUGUAGAGGUCGAGUGGAGGUUCUUCACAGAGGUCAGUGGGGAACAGUAUGUAGUAAAGGCUGGGAUAUGACUGAUGCUGCAGUGGUGUGUAGAGAGCUGGACUGUGGAGAAGCUGUACAGGCUUUGGGUAGUGCUCAUUUUGGAGAAGGAUCAGAUCCAAUCUGGAUGGAUGAUGUGGCCUGUAGUGGGUCAGAGUCAACACUGAAGAACUGUACAUCAAAAGGAUGGGGUGAAAGUGACUGUGGUCAUGAUGAAGAUGCUGGAGUUAUCUGCUCAGGAGUCAGACUAGUUGGAGGUUCUCGCUGCUCUGGGAGGUUGGAGAUACUUCAUAAUCAGACGUGGAUGUCAGUGUGUGACGCUGUCUUUGACCAGCAGGAUGCAGAGGUUGUGUGUAGAGAGCUGGACUGUGGGGCUCCUGUACAGGUGCUGGGAGCAGCUGCUUUUGACAAAGGAGACACUCAGAUGUGGACACAAGAGAUUCAGUGCAGAGGAAAUGAAUCAAACAUUCGAUUGUGUCCAACUUCACAUGACAUACAGUGCUCUCAAGAAAACAGUGUGGGAUUGUUAUGUUCCGAUUCUGUGAGGUUGGUUGGUGGUCACAGUCCCUGUAGAGGUCGAGUGGAGGUUCUUCACAGAGGUCAGUGGGGAACAGUAUGUGAUGAUGAUUGGGAUAUGACUGAUGCUGCAGUGGUGUGUAGAGAGCUGGGAUGUGGAGAAGCUGUAGAGUUUCUGAAUAAUGCACACUUUGGACAAGGAUCAGGAACAAUCUGGAUGGAUGAUGUGGCCUGUAGUGGGUCAGAGUCAACACUGAAGAACUGUAGAUCAAAAGGAUGGGGUGAAAGUGACUGUGGUCAUGAUGAAGAUGCUGGAGUCAUCUGCUCAGGAGUCAGACUGGUUGGAGGUUCUCACUGCUCUGGGAGGUUGGAGAUACUUCAUGAUCAGACGUGGAUGUCAGUGUGUGAUGCUGUCUUUGACCAGCAGGAUGCAGAGGUUGUGUGUAGAGAGCUGGACUGUGGGGCUCCUGUACAGGUGCUGGGAGCAGCUGCUUUUGACAAAGGAGACGCUCAGAUGUGGACACAAGAGAUUCAGUGCAGAGGAAAUGAAUCAAACAUUCGAUUGUGUCCAACUUCACAUGACAUACAGUGCUCUCAAGAAAACAGUGUGGGAUUGAUAUGUUCCGAUUCUGUGAGGUUGGUUGGUGGUCACAGUCCCUGUAGAGGUCGAGUGGAGGUUCUUCACAGAGGUCAGUGGGGAACAGUAUGUAGUAAAGGCUGGGAUAUGACUGAUGCUGCAGUGGUGUGUAGAGAGCUGGACUGUGGAGAAGCUGUACAGGCUUUGGGUAGUGCUCAUUUUGGAGAAGGAUCAGAUCCAAUCUGGAUGGAUGAUGUGGCCUGUACUGGGUCAGAGUCAACACUGAAGAACUGUACAUCAAAAGGAUGGGGUGAAAGUGACUGUGGUCAUGAUGAAGAUGCUGGAGUUAUCUGCUCAGAAGUCAGAAUGGUUGGAGGUUCUCAGUGCUCUGGGAGGUUAGAGAUACUUCAUAAUCAGACGUGGAUGUCAGUGUGUGACGCUGUCUUUGACCAGCAGGAUGCAGAGGUUGUGUGUAGAGAGCUGGACUGUGGGGCUCCUGUACAGGUGCUGGGAGCAGCUGCUUUUGACAAAGGAGAUGCUCAGAUGUGGACACAAGAGAUUCAGUGCAGAGGAAAUGAAUCAAACAUUCGAUUGUGUCCAACUUCACAUGACAUACAGUGCUCUCAAGAAAACAGUGUGGGAUUGUUAUGUUCCGAUUCUGUGAGGUUGGUUGGUGGUCACAGUCCCUGUAGAGGUCGAGUGGAGGUUCUUCACAGAGGUCAGUGGGGAACAGUAUGUGAUGAUGAUUGGGAUAUGACUGAUGCUGCAGUGGUGUGUAGAGAGCUGGGAUGUGGAGAAGCUGUAGAGUUUCUGAAUAAUGCACACUUUGGACAAGGAUCAGGAACAAUCUGGAUGGAUGAUGUCGCCUGUAGUGGGUCAGAGUCAACACUGAAGAACUGUAGAUCAAAAGGAUGGGGUGAAAGUAACUGUGGUCAUGGUGAAGAUGCUGGAGUCAGAUGCGCAAAUCAUAAACAUUCUAGGCUUGUUAAUGGAUCUCACUUGUGCUCUGGGAGAUUAGAGAUACUUCAGGAAAACACAUGGUACACAGUGUGUGGCGCUAUCUUUGACCAGCAGGAUGCAGAGGUUGUGUGUAGAGAGCUGGACUGUGGGGCUCCUGUACAGGUGCUGGGAGCAGCUGCUUUUGGUAAAGGAGACGCUCAGAUGUGGACACAAGAGAUUCAGUGCAGAGGAAAUGAGUCUUAUAUAUCUUUCUGUCCAACGUUAUCAUCUCUCAAAUACAACUGUACCCAUGAGAAUGACAUUGGGCUGAUAUGUUCUGGUUAUACUGAUCUCAGGCUGAUAAAUGGCCCUGAUAUCUGUUCUGGACGAGUUGAAUGUCUGUACUUCAGUAAAUGGGGCACAGUGUGUGAUGCAUGCUGGGAUAUGAGAGCUGCCAGUGUCCUCUGUAGACAGCUGAAUUGUGGGAUUGCUGUGUCCGUUGUGGGAUCAGACUGGUUUGGAGAGGGAAGUGAUGAAAUCUGGGCUGAUGUGUUUGAUUGUGAUGGGAAUGAAACAAAACUCUCAGAAUGUUCCAUCUCUUCAUGGAGUCGAGCUGAAUGUUCUCACAGACGAGAUGUUGGAGUCAUCUGCUCUAAUUCCUCUCUGGCUCUUCAUGAUGGUCUGGUGCGUUUCUCUGGAGAGAGACCGUGUGAGGGGAAGCUGGAAGUUUUCCUCCAUCAGGUCUGGAGGAGAGUUCUGCUGGACUCCUGGAGUCUCACUGAAUCCUCUGUGGUCUGCAGACAGUUGGGCUGUGGCUCUGUGCUGAACUUCUACGGCUCCUCUUCAUCCAGUCCUGAACACAGUCAUGAGUGUGUGAUGGGCUUCCAGUGCUCUGGGAGUGAAGCUCAUCUGGGGAACUGCAGCUCUCCACAAACUCUCAACUGCAGCUCCACACAACAGCUGUACAUCACCUGCCUUGGUCGUGAGUCCAUCAGGCUGGUGGGUUCUGGGGGAGACUGUGAUUUUUCAUUAUUACUAUUUUAA
Messenger RNA from Carassius auratus (goldfish), 3528 nucleotides. Its product is annotated as deleted in malignant brain tumors 1 protein-like. Lineage: Eukaryota; Metazoa; Chordata; Actinopteri; Cypriniformes; Cyprinidae. The transcript has 13 exons. Bases 325 to 3528 code for a protein of 1067 amino acids. The record is from RefSeq and is a predicted model, not a curated record. Gene Ontology annotation, cellular component: membrane.